This is a messenger RNA of Dracunculus medinensis (Guinea worm), 210 nucleotides long. The record is from the annotation of a GenBank genome assembly. Lineage: Eukaryota; Metazoa; Nematoda; Chromadorea; Rhabditida; Dracunculidae.
AUGAUACGAGCAAACCAAAACGAUGAUGAAAAUCGCUCGCAAAAAGCAACGAAGCAAAUUAACAUUUCGCGCUAUGCUGGCGACCAACCUCUACUUUUACCACCAAUUCCAUUUGCAGCAAAAUUCGCCCGACAGUUAAUCAAACGAACAAUGAGAGUAAGAGAGGAAGAAAUCGAUACGUAUGGAAGAAGCCGUUUGGUGCAAAAAUAA